Linderina pennispora is the source of this 324-nucleotide messenger RNA. RefSeq lists its product as uncharacterized. Gene Ontology annotation, cellular component: mitochondrion. The annotation marks the transcript as partial. The record is from RefSeq and is a predicted model, not a curated record. The transcript has a single exon. Gene Ontology annotation, molecular function: thiosulfate-cyanide sulfurtransferase activity. NCBI's taxonomy places the organism in Eukaryota, Fungi, Kickxellomycota, Kickxellomycetes, Kickxellales, Kickxellaceae.
GUCUCGUUCGAGGAGCUGCGCAAAAUCAUCCAUGGUGUCACCAACACCGACUACGUGCUCAUUGAUGUGCGCGAGCCCCACGAGGUCGCCAACGGCAAGGUGCCCACAGCCACCAACAUUCCGCUCGGCGAGGUUGCUGAUGCAUUUGCCCUGUCCAAGGAUCUGUUCAAGAGCAAGUAUGGCAUUGAGAAGCCGACCGGCAAGCAGGAGACUAUCUUUUACUGCCGCUCGGGCGUGCGCAGCCAGAAGGCCAUCGAUGCUGUCGAGAAGGCGCACUCGGCGGAGCUGGUUACCCGCAACUACCGCGGCUCGUGGCUGAACUAC